UGCCCCUCGCUGUCUCAUUGUUUUGCGGCUCAGCGUCGCUCUGCACCGCCGGGCGGAGACAGUGACGGGUCGGAGGAAAAUGGCGGACGGUGUGGAUCACAUCGAUAUCUAUGCCGACGUAGAGGAGGAAUUCAACCAGGAAUCGGACUACGCAGUCCAUGAACAGAUCGACCUUUACGAUGAUGUAAUAUCCCCAUCAGCCAACAAUGGGGACGCUCCAGAAGAUCGCGACUACCUGGACACGCUGCCUACUGCAGGGGGCUCAGAUGGAGGGAAGAGUUCCCAACCCAACGUUGUCUACACCUACACAGGCAAAAGGAUUGCCUUGUACAUAGGGAACCUCACAUGGUGGACGACAGACGAGGACUUGACCGAAGCCAUCCGGUCGGUGGGCAUCUCCGAUGUGCUGGAGAUCAAAUUCUUUGAAAACAGAGCCAAUGGCCAGUCGAAAGGGUUUGCGCUGGUGUGUGUGGGCUCAGAGGCGUCAUCCAGGAAAUUAAUGGAGCUGCUGUCAAAGAGGGAGCUCCAUGGUCAGAAUCCCAUUGUCACGGCGUGCAACAAACAGUCUCUCAGCCAGUUUGAGAUGCAGUCACGCAAAAGUACCCAGUCAGGCCAGAUGUCUGGUGAAGGUAAAGCUGGUCCCCCUGGGGCUGGCCUUCGGGGGGGAUUUCCCAUGGGUCGAGGCAGAGGAAGGUUUCCUGGACCACCUGGCCCUGGUGGAGACCGCUUCCCUGGUCCCGUUGGGCCUGGAGGACCGCCACCUCACUUCCCUGGCCCGGGCAUGAGACCAGAUCUGAUUAGACACCAAGAUGGCCCUCUGAUGGAUAUGAAUUUCAAUCCCUUCCCGCCGGGGGGCAGGAACGGGAGCUGGCGUGGCAGAGGUGGGAUGCAGGGUCCCCCACGUCCACCUCCUGGUCCACCUGGUCCCCCUGGUCCACCAGGACCUCCACUUCCUGGACAGGGGCUCCCGCCUCCACUCUCUGGGCCUCCAAAUCGCGGCGAUAGGCCCCCUCCCCCUGUUCUUUUCCCCGGUCAGUUUGUUCAGCCUCCAAUGGGACCUCUGCCCCCAGGUCCCCCUCCACCAGGUUACGGCCCUCCUCCUGGUCCCCCUCCCCCUCAGCAGGGCCCGCCACCCCCGGGACCCUUCCCUCUACGUCCCCCAGGCCCCAUUGGGCCCCCCAUGGCUUUGGCCCCACCCCCACACAUGCCAGGUCCCCCGCCUGGUGGACCACCUCCAGCACCCCAUGUCAACCCUAACUUCUUCCCACCGCCUGGCAACAACAACAUGCCCCCGAAUGACAACCGAGGCCCCCCCGGGCCAAACGACCCAUACGGACGCCCACCACCAUAUGAAAGAGGGGACUAUGGUCCGGGAGGCCGUGAGAUGGAGGCGUCGCGGACACCUCUGAGCGAGGCAGAGUUUGAGGAGAUCAUGAACAGGAACAGAGCCAUCUCCUCCAGCGCUAUAUCGAGAGCAGUGUCAGAUGCCAGCGCAGCUGACUAUGGCAGUGCUAUAGAGACCUUGGUGACGGCGAUCAGUCUGAUUAAGCAGUCCAAAGUGUCUGCAGACGACCGCUGUAAGGUUUUAAUCAGCUCCCUGCAGGACUGUCUCCACGGCAUUGAGUCAAAAAGCUAUGGUUCCGCCUCCAGUCCAAUGAUGCUUGUCCAUGCCAGGAGAGAACGUUCCAGGGAACGGGACCACAGUCGCUCCCGAGAAAAGAGCCGACGCCACAAGUCCCGCAGCCGGGACAGGCAUGAGGACUAUUACCGAGAACGCAGCCGGGAGCGAGACCGCCACCGCGAGCGGGAUAGGGACCGAGACCGGGAGAGAGAGCGGGAGAGGGAGUACCGACACCGCUAGACCAGAAGGGAGCUAACGAGGAUCAAGGGUGGACAGAAGAAAAUGGAGGAAGACUUUCAGAGCACCACCACCUCCCACCCUGCAUGACCGGACAGGAUUACCACCACCACCUCUGCCUCCAGCUCUCCUCUCGGUCUCCACCUGUCCUUCUUUCUGUCUGUUUAUCUUGUCUGCGUGAAUAAGAGCAGUGGAUGGAUGAUACUCACCUUUGUGUAAGGCUAUCUUAUCCCAACAUGUGUACUCAUGGUAACUAAAGAUGAAAAAAGAAACUUUCCAAGCAGUUCUUUUUAUUUUUAUGAUGUUUUAUUUGACAUGAAGAUGACUACUUGUGAUUUUUUUUUUUUUUUUUUUUUUUUUUU
This is a messenger RNA of Pungitius pungitius (ninespine stickleback), 2220 nucleotides long. RefSeq names its product cleavage and polyadenylation specific factor 6 (gene cpsf6). Gene Ontology annotation, biological process: mRNA alternative polyadenylation. NCBI's taxonomy places the organism in Eukaryota, Metazoa, Chordata, Actinopteri, Perciformes, Gasterosteidae. Gene Ontology annotation, cellular component: mRNA cleavage and polyadenylation specificity factor complex. Bases 80 to 1861 code for a protein of 593 amino acids. The record is from RefSeq and is a predicted model, not a curated record. Gene Ontology annotation, molecular function: mRNA binding. The transcript is spliced from 11 exons.